Panicum virgatum (switchgrass) is the source of this 690-nucleotide messenger RNA. RefSeq lists its product as uncharacterized. Lineage: Eukaryota; Viridiplantae; Streptophyta; Magnoliopsida; Poales; Poaceae. The transcript has a single exon. Bases 1 to 690 code for a protein of 229 amino acids. The record is from RefSeq and is a predicted model, not a curated record.
AUGCACGGCUUCUCCACUGCCAUCAAGAACCAGCUGAGUUUCAACAAGAUGAUUGAAACUCAACUAACUCAAGUGGCUGCCGCCAUCCCCCCUGCUAUGGAGAAUGUUAAGGCGAUCACGACACGGGGAGGUAAAACUACUCAAGAUCCGCCUUAUCCUAAACAUGCCAACAGGAAGAAGGCAAGCCUGAUGGCAGAAGAACCACCUCGAGAGGAAGAACCCGAGAAGGUUCAUGAAGGAAAAAUGGCUCCGCACGAAUUCUAUGACACCCAAGUAUUGUCGUUCCCUAUGAGGGCAAAGAAACCAAAUACAAAUGACCAGUUCAACCGAUUUGUUGAGGUGAUCCAGCAAGUGAACAUCAAUGUGCCUUUGAUGGAUGCGAUGGAGGUUCCAACCUACGCCCACUACCUUAAGGACAUAAUUAACAACAAGCGGCCUCUGCCAACUACUGAAGUGAUCCAGCUCACUGAGGCAUGUAGUGCAGCUAUACUUCAACAAUUGCCCGAAAAGAAAAAGGAUCCAGGGUGCCCCACUAUCAUUUGUUCAAUAGGGGCACAGAGCUUUGACAAGGCCCUAUGUGAUCUGGGUGCCAGUGUCAGUGUAAUGCCUAAGGCAGUAUUUGAUCAGCUCAACCACUCAGUGUUGACUCCAACACCUAUGCAGUUGCAGUUGGCCGAUUCUUUGGUAUGA